UCAAAGUCGGGCGAUAUUGAAUGGGCCUAAAAGUUUCCGGCCCAACUCACUAUAUCUUCUUAUUCGAGGUCCUGGCAUCUGCGGUGCGGAGGAGAAGGGAGGCGGCGAGGGAAUGGAGAGUUGCGGGCGGAGCAGUCUGAGCGUAAUAGCCUCCUCAAGACCGUUUCAAUAUCUCCCGUCAAGUGGCCGUCUUUUUCCCUCCCUUAGCUUAAUGCAUCUGAAGCGAAAGCUAUCUCUCUCCACCACCUCGUUUUCCUCCAAAAUUUUCUCUCCUCUGUGCGAGUCAGACAAGGGAAGUCCCCUACCGCGAGGGGCGGGAGAAGGAAUCAAAGAAGAUGCGAGGAAUAAGCUGCUUCAAGUAGUUCUGGUCUCUCCCCAGAUACCUGGGAAUACAGGUUGCAUUGCAAGAACAUGUGCGGCCUCAGCUGUUGGGCUGCAUUUGGUCGGGCCAUUAGGUUUUCAAGUUGAUGACGCCAGAGUAAAGCGAGCUGGUUUGGAUUAUUGGCCUUAUGUGGUUGUCAGAGCGCAUAGCUCAUGGGAUGAGUUUCGAGAAUAUUUCAGGCAGCAGGAAGGAGAAAAACGUAUGAUAGCUUUCACAAAAAGGGGAACAAGGAUACAUUCAGAAUUCUCUUACCGAAGAGGCGAUUACCUCUUGUUCGGGUCAGAGACAAGCGGUCUUCCUCCUGAAGCGCUGUUAGACUGCAAAAAGGAACCAUAUGGAGGGGGGACCCUACGUGUUCCGAUGGUAGAAACAUAUGUGAGAUGUCUAAAUCUUUCAGUGAGUGUGGGAAUUGCCGUGUAUGAAGCUUCCAGACAACUGAACUAUGAGCAAAUUGAGUGUGCGCCUGAAGGCUGUGUGGAGGGUGAAGAAUCAUUGUUGACAGAUGAUAUAUUUGCGUGAUAUAUUGGAUGGUUGCGAAGAAAGAAGAUGAGGCAUAGCUAUAAUGGUUGGUAAGCAUUGAUAUGCAGGCAGCACAUGGAUCAGGUUAUCAAUAUUACCAAUGUUUACUUGGAAAUUUCAUCUUGAAGGAAAGACUACCUUACCUCUUCAUUUUGUAGCUGCUUAUCAUUUUGUACCUUACCAGGGAUGAGAAAGUUUUUGAGUCUCGAGAUUUAGAAUUGGAACGUUUUCUAUUCGAGAAAUCCUGGCUUAGCUAGUUUCCUGAAUCAUAAGUACUAAAGACCCCAA
Molecule: messenger RNA, 1189 nt
Organism: Camelina sativa (false flax)
Lineage: Eukaryota; Viridiplantae; Streptophyta; Magnoliopsida; Brassicales; Brassicaceae
Biological process (GO): wobble position ribose methylation
Molecular function (GO): RNA binding; RNA methyltransferase activity
Source: RefSeq, a predicted model, not a curated record